AUGUCUCAUACAGCAGCAGCCAGGAUUGAGCGGCCGGCGGCGGGCGAGGGCGAGAAGAUGGCCUUCAUCUACUGCGUGCCGCCGCGCGAGGUGCUGUUCGAGCUGACCACCGUGCUGGAGGAGGAGGAGGAGGAGGAGGACGAGGCCCGCGCCAGGGGCCGGCGCCCGUCGGGCGUGCGCGUGCAGCUGCACGUGGCCGACCUCUCGCGGCGGCGCAGCGGCGACGGCGCAGAGCGACUGUCCGCCGGCUCCGGCGCCGUGCUCCACCCGCUGUCGGACGCCGCGGAGGCGUACAUCCGGGUGGCGGGCAGCCGGCGCGGCAGCUCGCAAGUCGGCGACGAGCAGCUGCAGCUGCAGGCGCCCGGCGAGCCCGCCUGCUGCCGCUGCGACCAGAAGCCGCCCGCCUCCCUGCCGCCGCCGCCGGUCGUCCAGUGCGCCGCCGCUGGAGCCGCCCCCGCCGGCAACCGCCUCGCGAGUCUGGUGUCCGGCGUGAGGCAGAGGCUCCAGAAGGCGGGCAUCAACGACGUCCUCCUGGUCGCCGUGCUGGUGCUGAUCCUGGUGACGGUCUCGCUGCUCACCAGCAUCUUCGAGCACCACGACGGCCAGUCCAAGAUCCCGCCGCCAGGCGGCAGCGCCGGCACUGACAACGCCCUGGACGAGACGUGGUUCGUGUCGCGCGAGCUGUGGCAGGCGGGCCAGCGCUCGCCCUACCUGCCGCUGGUGAACACCACGCUGCGGCUGGUGGUGGUCACGCACACCGUCACCAAGACCUGCAACUCGCUGCACUCGUGCGAGCUGCUCGUCAAGAGCAUCCAGAGCAUGCAGGUGGCGCACCAGGGCUACCAGGACAUCUCCUUCAACUUCCUGGUGGGCGGCGACGGCCGCGUGUACGAGGGCCGCGGCUGGUCCGUGCACGCGCCCGUCUGCAACUACCAGUGCAUCAGCGUGGCCUUCAUAGGUGAUUACCGUAGUUACGGUUACAACACCAAAGUUACGCCGGACCAGAUCAAGUACUUCAGCAAGCUGCUGGGGCAAGGUGUCUCAGAGCAGUGGCUGUCAUCUGAUUACUACAUCAUACCUCUGUGCCUGAUCGAGAACACCGAGAGCCCAGGCGAUAAACUCUUCUCAGCACUGCAGCACAUGCCUCACUUCUCCCAGCAUCCUUUCAAAGUCAUCAACAACAGCUGCAGCUGGCCAACACCUCAGCAAGGCAUCGAAAAUGAUCCUAACAGCAGUCCCAAUAAUGAACUUUCAGGUGCUUCGAAUGGACUUGCAGGUGGUUCUAAUGGUCAAACAAGUAGUUCUAACAUUCCAGCAGUUGGUUCCACCAGUCCUCCCAAUAGUACCAAUAGUUCCACUGGUCUAGCAAGUGGUUCUAACGGAUCUGCAGGAGAUUAUAAUAGUACCACAAGUAGUCCCAAUGGUCAAACAGAUGGUCCUAAACCAGUUAGUGCUAAUGAUCAAGGAGGUGGUUCUAAUGAUCACGGAGGUGGUUCUAAUGAUCAAGGAGGUGGUUCUAAUGAUCCAGGAGGUGGUUCUAAUAAUCCAGGUGGUUCUAAUAAUCCAGGUGGUUCUAAUAAUCCAGGUGGUUCUAAUAAUCCAGGAGGUGGUUCUAAUAAUCAAGGAGGUGGUUCUAAUAAUCCAGGAGGUGGUUCUAAUAAUCAAGGAGGUGGUUCUAAUAAUCAAGGUUCUAUUGGACCUGCAGAUGGUUCUCAUGGUCCUGGAGGUGGUUCUCAUGGUCCCGGAGGUGGUUCUCAUGGUCCUGGUGGUGGUUAUGGUCCUGGAGAUGGUUCUUAUGGUCCAGGCCUUAAUUUUGGUAAUAAUCAUGUUUCACGGUAACUGCGUGAAGCUUACAUCGACGAGAAAACUUAAUGAAUCAGCUAAAAACUCUUCUCGGACAAUAUUCAUUAAAUACUUUACAUGUCUAUAACAUGAGAGUAUGGUUUUCUCAAAAUAUGUGAUGAUAGAAAAAUACUGACUAAAAUGGUAACUAUUUAAAAAUGAUACAGGAACUAAAAGAGAUGUACUGUUUUUUUAUGGUGGUCCAAGGUAAAUAAUGUACCUCAGUGGAACUGGAACUUGUGGUACUAUUCUUGUCACCCCUCCCCUUGUGGCUAUGAGGAUAUUCCUCCAAUCACUAUUUUUUAAGCAAUGUGUUGUUAAAUAAAAUAAAUAAAUACAAUCAACAUUCUUUGCUACAUUGUCUACUCUGGUUCAGCUAUCUCAUCCAGACAGUGCCCUCAACAGCCACACAACUGCCACAAACACUGCAUUUGUACUGUCAAGUGUAACAUCUUAAAGACCUUGCUACCUAAGCUCUUACACUGUGUGCAGAUCUUCUACACAAUUUAAAAACUGUUCAAGAUAUCCAAGCAGGGUCUGUUUACAAAAACCACUCAGAAUACGCUGAGGGCGGCUGAGUAGUUAUGUUUAUGUAAUUCAUUAUUAAACUACAUAUUUUUAUAAGAGUGCAAAUAACUAAAAUGUGUUUUUUCAUAAUAAUUUUUAGGCAUGAAACACCUGAUCAUUUUAAAGCACUUUAAGGACUUGCAUUAAACCUUUAUCUUCAUUUCUCCACCAUAUAAUAUUACAGUCUCCACUCAAAUCUCAUAGUUUCCUAUCCACGACGAGAAAAUGCACGCCAGUUCUGAGCCUUGCACUCAGAGGUGAUGCCAUGCUAAAAGCACCAGAAAACAUCACACUACCAUCCAGCAUCACAUCCCUGAUUACGCUGGCUACUUAAGAAUGUUUUAGGGUGGUAUUCCAAGACAUAAAAAUAAGGGUUUAGGUGUUGAAUAUGUUACAUCUGUACUCUAACUGUAUUCCUAGUGCACAAUACUGCUCCCAAACCAUUAGAUAGGACAAGACCAGUCCUUUAUUUUUAGGGAACGGAUAUUGAUGUCGUAUCUGUGACCUAUCUGUUGCCCAAACUUCUGCCCAUGCACAGAGCUCAUUUUUUUGAUGAUUUUGUCCAGACGGCGGACCUGCCUAUGGUGCCAUUAACUUGUAUAUAUUCACUUCCGUGAGCAUCAGGGGAGGUACCAAGUGUAUUGUUGUGCCAAAUGAAAUUUUAUGAUAGUGGAACUAUCUUGGAUUACAUUGUGUACACUUUAAUGAUCAUUCAAAAAAAGAAUCACUACUUAAAAAGUACUUCAGAUAAUUAGACUAGUAAACUUUAAUUCCCAUAGUUUCUUCCUAAUUUUUGUCGUGUCUCUGUAGCAGAGUGGUAAAGUGCAAGGUACUUAGAAGCAAGAGUAUGGUUAGUAGCAAGUUCAAUCCUCCAACAGUGGGGUUCUUUUAAAAAAAAAUUUUUAAUGUAUUAUUUUAUUAUGAACACUAUCAUUAGUGUAAUAAAAAUUAAAUAUUAUUCUUUUGAGUAAUUGCUAUAACAACUAAUACAUAUCUUGGUCUGUUGGUCUGGUUAUAUCACAUGAGGUAGGCCUAUGGCCCUUAGUUUUUAUUUAACAUAAAAAUAAAACAUUUUAACAAAAUAUAACAAUAGUAUGUAUAUGUGUGUAUAUAAAUAAUAAAUUUUAUAUCCUCCA
Messenger RNA from Bacillus rossius redtenbacheri, 3545 nucleotides. RefSeq lists its product as uncharacterized. The record is from RefSeq and is a predicted model, not a curated record. Gene Ontology annotation, biological process: peptidoglycan catabolic process. The transcript has 5 exons. Lineage: Eukaryota; Metazoa; Arthropoda; Insecta; Phasmatodea; Bacillidae. Bases 1 to 1839 code for a protein of 612 amino acids. Gene Ontology annotation, molecular function: N-acetylmuramoyl-L-alanine amidase activity; zinc ion binding.